Molecule: messenger RNA, 638 nt
Organism: Elaeis guineensis (African oil palm)
Lineage: Eukaryota; Viridiplantae; Streptophyta; Magnoliopsida; Arecales; Arecaceae
Source: RefSeq, a predicted model, not a curated record
CAAAGAUGAUGGCACUGAUGCUCUCUUUCCCACCCCAAAACCCUUCUUGUUUCUGCUCUCUGGAUUCUGGCACUCGCAAAACAAAAUCUUCAAGGAUCCUCAUGACCCUCUCCCCACCUUCAAAGCCUACGGAGGUGAAGAAUGACAUGAGGAAGCAGCGAAGUCCCCUUGAAGUCGAGAUCAAGGAGGUCACUCACUCCAUGCAUCCAGAAAAGCAGGAGAUCUUCAAGUCAUUAGAGAAAUGGGCUGAGGACAACAUCUUGACCCUCCUGAAGCCCGUCGAGAGCUCAUGGCAACCGCAGGACUUUUUGCCAGAUCCCUCAGCCGAAGGCUUCUUCGACGGCAUAAAGCAGAUAAGGGACCGGGCAGCGGGGAUCCCAGAUGAGUACUACGUGUGCUUGGUCGGCAACAUGAUCACUGAAGAGGCCCUGCCAACGUAUCAAACCUUCGUCAACACACUCGACGGCGUUCGAGACGAGACAGCGAGCAGCCUGAGCUCCUGGGCCAGGUGGACGAGGAUGUGGUCGGCCGAGGAGAACCGGCAUGGAGAUGUCCUUCACAGGUAUCUCUACUUGAGUGGGAGGUUGAAUAUGAGGCAGAUAGAGAAGACCAUACAGUACCUCAUUGGCUCCGGGAUG